Messenger RNA from Notothenia coriiceps (black rockcod), 546 nucleotides. RefSeq names its product 14-3-3 protein beta/alpha-1-like. NCBI's taxonomy places the organism in Eukaryota, Metazoa, Chordata, Actinopteri, Perciformes, Nototheniidae. The record is from RefSeq and is a predicted model, not a curated record. The transcript has 2 exons. The annotation marks the transcript as partial.
CAUGUAUUAGUAACACCGUCUGUAACCCAGUUGCCCAUUGACUGGUACACUGGCAGGCUGCUCUGUGUGACUCUGCUGUGUAAACACAGAAUCUGCUGCCCUGUUCUUUAUAUUUCUGCUCAUAAACCCUUCUGGUCCUCUCUUCUGUUUCAGGAUCUGCUCGAAAAAUUCCUCAUUGCAAAUGCAACUACGGCGGAGAGCAAGGUGUUCUACCUCAAAAUGAAAGGAGACUACUUCAGAUACCUGUCAGAGGUGGCCUCUGGGGACUCAAAGAAGAACACGGUGGACAGCUCUCAGGAGGCCUACCAGAACGCCUUCGACAUCAGCAAGAAGGACAUGCAGCCCACACACCCCAUCCGGCUGGGCCUGGCCCUCAACUUCUCCGUGUUCUACUACGAAAUCCUCAACUCGCCCGAGCAGGCCUGCGCUCUGGCCAAGCAGGUGGGUGCUCCUCAGACCCCUGGCUUUAAUGUUUGUGGUACUGAAGGUGGGGGGGGCCUUCCUGCACAGCUAGCAUUAACAGGGUGUCCGUGGGGUCUUAAAAAG